This is a messenger RNA of Rodentolepis nana, 1596 nucleotides long. The record is from the annotation of a GenBank genome assembly. NCBI's taxonomy places the organism in Eukaryota, Metazoa, Platyhelminthes, Cestoda, Cyclophyllidea, Hymenolepididae.
AUGAACACUGCUUGGACAAUUCGAUCCCGUCGAAAUGCUCCAAAUGUUCGGCGUCCAGCAUCGCUCACAUCUCUUCCGGAUCUUUCUGAUGAACUUGAAAUUGGUAGCCGACCCAGCAGUGAUGCUAGUGGUCUCUUUGAUUCAUGGGAUCAAACGCCAUAUAUCUCCAAUACUUCUAACUGCCAAUCCAAUAUUUCUGUAUCCUUUCUCGGUAGUUGUAUCCGACGCCAAUACCGAUCUUCAUUUCUCCUCUCUGAUGAACAAGUUGUCGGUGUAAGUCGAUGUGAAACAUUUCAUCCUGAAGAUGCUAAAGCAGACGUUCGCAUAAAUAUCGCCGUCCAAGGUCCACCAAAUGAGUCCAUUACUCCAGGUUAUCGACGGUCACAAUCUGUUCCAAGUUUGCUUCAUGAUAACCUUAACGAAAACGGUGGUUGGGCUCGUUUAAUGCUUACUACUGAUAGGCCUCAAGGUUCUGAAAUUCUCGGUCGAAUUGGCAGUCGAAAUUACUUUGCAAAAGUAGGAAUUAAUUCUCCAUACUUUCAUCGGCGAAUUACACCAAUGAAAAAGGAGGAAGAAUAUAUUAUUGAGUUGAAUGAACCCCGUAAAAACCCAGAAUUGGAGAGGGAAAAGCAAACCCUUUCUGCCUCACUUUUGAGUGGAACAGCAUCAGAUGGAGAACCUAGUAUCGAUCGUUUUGAGAAGGAAACAUUUCUAGAUACUGCAAGACGACAUGGAAGCCCUAAUAUUGUUGCCACUUCCACAGCAGUUUCUUAUUUACCUCGAGCGUCGCUCAGUGACAAGAACGCGCCGCAGUCGUCGGUUCCUGAAGCGUCUUCACCAUCGACAAAUCCACUGUCUUCUGAAAAUCUCCCAUCAACAGAACGCUCUGAAAGUUUCCUCCACUUGAAACGCAGUAAAACUAAGUCUUCACUUAGCUUACAUACUUUGAACUCUGUUGGAACGCCAUGGAAUGAACCGAUUCGUCAAAAGAGUUCUGCUGAGUCCCCAAUGCGAGAAUCCGCGACUCCGCAUAUUGAUAAUACGUUAUCGCUGCAUACGGACCUUGAUGAGGAUUGUAACAUAGAGAAGGCUCAAGGAAUGGAUGCCGAAAAAGGUUCACUUCUUAGGGUCCAGCGCUCUGAAGAUAACGCCACAGGACCUUCUGUUCUCUCCUUCUUCAGUGCUACAAACGGCCUCGGUGGACCAGAUGGUCAAGAACGCAUUUCCAGUUAUUACGGUCAUAAACAUAGGAAAAGUACAAUCCUCUACACAACUCUCCAUAAUAACAAUGGUCAUGUAGUCAACCUCGGUUUAGAUGAUUCGACUAAAACCCAAGACUCUAAUAAAAUAGAGGAUACUAACGAAUGCAUAACUUCAGAGAGCAUCAAGCUAACCAUGGAUAAGGAUGUAGACAGUAUUGAAUAUGAUUCCCACCCUCCUUUGCCAAAAGAACGUAAGAGAAAACCUUUUGAACAGGCAGAGUUGCCUGAUGAUGCCUCCCAAACGGAUUACUCACGGACUGACUCAAGCAGUCUAACCCAGUUUCCCGAAAAGGAUUCUUAUUCUGAAGCCAGCAGACAAUCUUUUGGUGAGUGA